CGGGCCUAGUAUUCACAGCACAACACCCAACUCUACUCUGGCCGAAAGUAAUCGGUGAUCCGCCGCUGCCGUGGUGGGACAUGCACACCAACGGGGCGGAUCUCAAGGCGAUAGUCGAACUCUAGCUGCGACAGCUCAACCAUCUCGUAACCUCUAUUGCGCAGGAGGGCGUAAAACUGCCCCCUCUCCUCACCGUACGUCACCCAGACAGACUCGAUGACAUGGUCGAGUGGGGGCGGGUCAGCCCAUGUGUGUGCCUGUCUCAUCUCCCUCUCCUGCCUCGCACGCCGUCUCUCUCUCCAAACCGCCUCCCUGUCGAACCUCUGCCUCUCUGCCGCCCACACAUGACGGUUGGCUAUCUCUUCCUCGAUGAAUGCGGUCAUGUGUGCACGUGCAGCGUCUGAAUCUGGGUGCAUGCCGUCGCCUGCGUCCUCCAUCUCAUCAUCAAGAUCAUCCGGAUGAUGACCAGAGGAGGAUGCACACGACGGCAUGGAUGCGUCGCUGUCGCUCAGCUCAGUGGCACACUCAUCGUCAGUGUAUAUGUGGUCGAGCCGCUCUUCCACUCUGCACUCCAGCACAAGUGAAGGCAGACGGGGAAACGCAUCGAGGGCAGACAGGCAGACAGGCGCUAGCUCGUGCACGUAGGCCUGCUCUGCGUAGUGCUCCAACGGCACGUCAGCUACCCGCAGUGACACCUGGCUGAUCCUGUCGACCACCCGGCCCUCUGUCUGCAUCUCGUCUGCUCCUUCCUGGUCCCCCCUGCCCACACACAGUGACCACUCGUUGGCCUGUGACCUCCUCUCUCUCUGUGAGGAAUGCGCUCGCAGAUGGAGUGAGGGGCGCUCGCUGACACACUCACGCAGGCAAAGUGGCACGGCGCUAGGGAAGCGCAUGUCGCCGUCAGACCUCUCUGGGAGGAAGGUGACGGUCUGCAGCUUCGGCAAGCGACUAAAGGCUACCUGCACCACCCCCUGGCCAAUCAUAAUGGUGCCCCCUGCCCUCUGCGCCUGGCUCAGAUCGAGACAAGUGACACGCGGGAAGAGAGAGCCGCGAAAAGACUCCAAGAGGGCGUCCGGCAGGGGAGACCAGCCCUCACGAGUCCUGUCUACACUCAGGCGUGUGACUCGCGGAAAAGUGAGACCAGACACGACAGUGGAUAGGGUAAGGGCAGACGAGUAGGAGUAGGUGGGCGACGGGAAAGGGUCGAGGCCGCUCGGAAUGGACGCUUCUGUCGCCAGAGAGGCCAGCAGCUUGACCGUGGUCGCCCGAUCCCAGAGGUCGCUGGCGGAGAAAUUGAACAGCUUUCUCAUGGGGAAUGAGAAGCUGCGGGUGGUUGUGUAGUCCUCGCGAGCGCCUGGGGCCAGCCAGUACUGCCGAAUCGAAUGCAACUCCUGCACCAAGAAGCAAGCGCACAGCCUGUCUUUGCCUUCGCAGUGCCGCCAAGAAGCAAGGCUCACUCACCUUAAUACAGCAGAAGGUGACCUCCUUGAUGUCUAUCUCGGCCGUGAGCUCCUCCAGCUUGCACGACGUGCUGGCAGCCUGCGUCUCCGGAAAGACGCCCCAAUAGCGCAAGCCGGUGACCUUGGGGCCCUUGAGCCGCUUGAGCGUCGUUCUGUUCUGCACCACAGGCUGCAGGUCGCGGAGCUCCAUCCCUCUGGCUGUGAGGGCGAUGGGGCCCGCGCUGUC
Messenger RNA from Vitrella brassicaformis, 1686 nucleotides. The record is from the annotation of a GenBank genome assembly. NCBI's taxonomy places the organism in Eukaryota, Vitrellaceae.